GUAUGGGUGGGCGCCAAAGGAUCGCCUACGGGAUCAACUCUAAAUGACCUGUACAACCUGCUGAAUGACUUCCAGCCUGUGGAGGUGCACAACCGCGAGUGGGGAGGCAAGGGCUACGCCAUCGUGAAAACAAACUCAAUCGAGAAGGCGUGGGACUUGUUCAACUACUUGAAGAUCCUGGGGUGGAACCUCGGCAAACUUGGAUGCCCCACCCAAGAAUGUCGAGGAGCAGUGGUUCGAUGCCCACCCCUGCAGGCUGUGGAAGGAUAUCCAUGGAACUCACAGCGACUGCAGGUGAAGAUCGAAAAGCAUGACCAGAAGCCCAUGGAAAGUCAUGAAGAGCAAGCACUACCUGUACAACCUGCUGCGGAUGGAGGCAAGGAAACCGACCAGCAGGAGACUGAUGCAGCAGACCAGGAUGGCAACGCAAACAAGGACGACCAGGACGACAAGGACGACAAGGACGCGGACACGGAUGAGAGGGCCUUGGAGGAUAAGGAUAAGGAGGAUGUGGAAGCAGAGCAAAAGGGUGAUGAACAACGCGGUCACAAGCGAAAUCUCGGU
Molecule: messenger RNA, 564 nt
Organism: Durusdinium trenchii
Lineage: Eukaryota; Dinophyceae; Suessiales; Symbiodiniaceae
Source: the annotation of a GenBank genome assembly